This is a messenger RNA of Eucalyptus grandis, 2270 nucleotides long. RefSeq names its product aspartic proteinase 39. Lineage: Eukaryota; Viridiplantae; Streptophyta; Magnoliopsida; Myrtales; Myrtaceae. Gene Ontology annotation, molecular function: aspartic-type endopeptidase activity. The record is from RefSeq and is a predicted model, not a curated record. Gene Ontology annotation, biological process: proteolysis. The transcript is spliced from 10 exons. The coding region runs from base 330 to 1847 and encodes 505 amino acids.
UCACCAUCAUCGCCAUCAUCGUCAACUCAAAAGUCCCGAAAUUCCCUUUCCUUCCCUAAAAUAUUCUCUGUAUAAUCCCCCGCGUCCCGUUUCCCAUUUUUCUCUUUUUGCGUUAACGCCCUUUUCCUUAAUCAACGUCUCUUCUGCUCCUGUAACUCCUCUCUCUCUCUCUACCCUCUCUCUAUCUAUCUCUCUCUCUCUCUCUCCAAAUGCAGCAAAGGCAACACACGCUCGAUCUCUGCUUCCUCUGAAAGGGGAAGGAGCUUCCCUCCCCGCGGGCUCCGAAUUCCACGAACCCACCAAGCGGAAACCCGGAAAGAGUCGGAAAAAUGCGAGCUUUAGCGGCUCCGGCGAAGUUCUUGAUCUUCUUGGCCCUGGCUGCCCUGACACUGCCGGUGUCGGUGGUGGUGCAGUGCGGCGCCGCCCUCCCGCGGACCACCGUCCUGCCCCUGCAGCGGGCCUUCCCGCUCGGCCGACGGGUCGACCCGGACUGGCUCCGGGCCCGGGACCGGGUCAGGCACGCCCGAAUCUUGCAGAGCGUGGCCGGUGGCGUCGUCGACUUCUCGGUCGAGGGCUCCUCUGAUCCACUUCUCAUCGGGCUUUAUUUUACAAAGGUGAAACUAGGCUCUCCUCCAAAGGUUUUCAAUGUGCAGAUUGAUACUGGAAGUGAUGUAUUGUGGGUUACCUGCAGUUCCUGCAGCGACUGCCCCCAAACUAGUGGACUUGGAAUCGGGCUCAGUUUCUUUGAUUCGUCCAGUUCUUCCACGUCAUAUUUGAUUUCCUGUUCAGAUCCUGUGUGCACUUCUCAAAUUCAAACUAUGUCAAGUGAAUGCCCUCCUCAAAGUAAUCAGUGCAGUUACUCCUUCCAAUAUGGAGAUGGGAGUGGGACGACCGGUCAUUACGUAUCUGAUGUGCUGUAUUUUGACAUGGUUAUGGGGGGGUCUUCGAUUGCCAACUCUUCGGCUCCCAUUGUUUUUGGGUGUAGCACCUACCAGUCUGGUGACUUGACUAAAUCAGACAAAGCGAUCGAUGGGAUUUUCGGUUUCGGGGGAGGAGAGUUAUCUGUUAUAUCGCAGUUGUCAUCGAAAGGGAUAACACCAAAAGUAUUCUCUCAUUGCUUGAGAGGGGAUGGCAAUGGAGGGGGCAUCAUGGUUCUUGGUGAGAUUUUGGAGCCAAGCAUCGUAUACAGUCCACUUGUCCCUUCCCAGCCUCAUUAUAAUUUGAAUCUGCAGAGCAUUGCCAUCAAUGGGCAGCCAUUACCAAUUGAUGCGGCAGUGUUUGCAACGACAAACAACCGGGGAACUAUUAUUGAUUCGGGAACUACGUUGACGUACCUUGUGGAAGACGCUUUUGAUCCUUUUGUCAACGCUAUGACCGCCUUUGUUUCGCAAACUGUGACUCCCAUAAUCUCCAAAGGACGACAGUGUUUUCUAGUCUCUUCCAGUUUAUCUGCGACUUUUCCUCUGGUUAGUUUGAACUUUUUGGGUGGUGCAACUAUGUUGCUGAAGCCUGAAGAGUAUCUUAUACAUGUCGGUUUCACUGAAGGAGCUGCUCUAUGGUGCAUCGGUUUUGAGAAAGCACAGGAAGGGGUCUCGAUUUUAGGAGAUCUUGUCCUGAAAGAUAAGAUCUUUGUGUAUGAUUUGGCUCGUCAACGGAUUGGAUGGGCUCCCUAUGAUUGUUCGAUGUCUGUAAAUGUCUCUGUAACAUCUGGCAAGGACGAGUUCAUCAAUGCGGGGCAGCUGAGCACGAGCAGCUCCUCGAGAGACAUGCUUGUUGAACUUUUGCCGAUAGGAUUGAUAAUACUUAUAAUGCACGUCGCGCGAGCCAUGGGGUUCCCAUUUUUGUGAGACUUGCUCAGUCUUUCUUUAUUCGAUUCUUUCAAAUGUGUAUUAGCCCCACCAAUCUUUUAUUUAACGUCUCGGCGGGGCCCCGUGCUAUUAUUUGGGGCUGCAAGGAUAGCUUGUAGCAUUAUAAAUAGUUCCCUCGGGUUCUAAGGCGCGCAGAGAAAAAGGGGGGGUUGUAUGUGGCUUGUCCUGCUUCGAAAGAUAUUCGGCUUUCCAUGUAAAGAGUCUUCCUGGAGCAUCUCUAGAAUUGUAAAUGACCCAUUGUACCAUGAUUCUGCGCUGGGGGAGGAAGGAGAUGACUAUUGUAACUCCAGAGUUGGCUUGGCAAAUUUGAAUGAAUGGAAUUCGUUACACGCGCCUUAAUCUGUAUUCGUGUUCUGUUCUUGAUUCUAUCAAUCUUAAUGUGGAAUUAACAGAUUCGGUCCA